UCCCAAGAAAACUAAUUGAGACCGGAUUUCACUUAACGAAUCCCUCGAUAUAUACAUUUUGUCGUGUAUGGAUGGAUACUGCAUUCGAAGAUUUAUGCAUAACUGAUCGAGACAGAAAAAAUUGGAGCAGAAUGGAUAAGAGAAAGAAGAUUGACCAAGAAGACAAUAGCAUUGACCGAGAGUUCAUAUCCAAAAACCUCGAGGCUGAAAGAAGGAGGCGAAAGAAACUCAACGAUAGACAGCUCGAGCUCCGCUCCUUAGUCCCGAUUAUCACAAAUGCAGGAAGUCAAAACCCUUUUUCUUUUUUUGGUUUUUUAUAAUUAUUUUAUAUUACUUUUACUUUUGACAGUGUAAUGAUGGAUGUAUAUAUGUAGAUGAAUAAAGCAACCAUAAUAACCGAUGCAAUCGCUUACAUUGAAGAGCUGAGAAAUUCCGUCGAAGAGCUUACUGACCAAAUACUCCAAAUGGAGGCCACCGACGAAAACAGAAACACCAAAAAUGAAGACAUUAAUAUUAAUGACGACGACCACCCGAUGAAAAUCGCGCCGGAAGUUGAGGUAAACCACAUUUGCGGGACGAAGAUAUGGAUAAAGAUUAUCGUACAGAAGAAGAGAGGAAGGCUAACUAAACUAAUGGAAGCAAUUAGUGUGAUUGGAUUUCAUCUCACUGAUAUCAGCAUUACUACCUCACAACAAGCCAUUCUUUUUACUUCAUCUGCAGAGGGAGUUCAUGGUGGAGUGCAGGAUGCUGAUCAGAUAAAAAAAAUCCUGUUGGAAAUUAUAAGGAGCAUUUAGAGGAAUUAAUUAUAUUUAAUGGACAAUUAUUUUAUAUAUUCACCAAUUGAUCUCUGUACCUAAUUCAGCACGGUAAUCAAACUAUUACUAUCAAC
Molecule: messenger RNA, 889 nt
Organism: Erythranthe guttata (spotted monkey flower)
Lineage: Eukaryota; Viridiplantae; Streptophyta; Magnoliopsida; Lamiales; Phrymaceae
Source: RefSeq, a predicted model, not a curated record